AUGUCUUUACGCUCUGGUGCCAAGGGAUCUUUGGGUAUUGGAACAUCAACCGCUUCGUCGGCUUUCGGUGGGGCCGGACCGAGUGGUAAUAUCCUGAAUGAUCCCAUGUCGUCUGGCAUCACAAAUGGAGAGUACUCCACGUCCCCAUCGAACAUGACAAUGACGGUUGGAAAGUGCAUGUGUUGUAAUAGUAACUUGAAAUUCCCCAACUCUGUAUCAUGUUUUCGAUGUACCGUUUGUCAAACGAUAAAUGACCUGAAGCCUUCCAACCAGCGCACCGAACAAACGAUUCCGCUGACGUUGGACAGAAUUCGAACAUUGAUUAAUACUUGCGAAAACCUCAAUGGUGAACGAGGUACUCCAAAUUACGAUUUGUUGGAACAGGCUGUACAGAAAACAUUCUCCAAUUGGUCAAUAUUGAAUGAAAGUUUCAGCAAUGGACGACCUGUCACGCUAGAAGACUGUGGAGUUUCACUAGAGCAAGUCAGGGAAGCUUAUAGAAUUUUAUUAGAACUGCCUGUGAGUGUCAUAAGGGCAAUGAUGAAAUCAAUUGAAACCAUAUUGAAACGUCCCGGCAGGAUGUUAAAACGCAAAGAAGACAUCAAAUUUCUAAUGAUAAUUCUUGAGAAUCCACUCCUUGCUCAACACAACUACCCUCAAGAAUCACAGUAUCAUCAUAAUAUUGUAAAAAGGGUUUUUGGCCUGUUAUCAAAUUUAAGCAACGAACUUCAUCACUUUCUAGUCAAUUGGUUUACACGGCAUCCAACGGCAAUAUUUCGAAAACGCGUGGAGCUUGUUAACUCUUUUAUAACUUUUAGAUUAGCAAAACAACAACGAAGUGCCAGUCCGGGUUCCGCGCCAGCAUAUGAAACAGAUUGGCGGAUUAGUUCCGCAGCACGUGUAAUGGCGUUGUUAUUUGCGGCAAACAAACAGCAAAGUAAAAUAUCUCUUUCAGAAUUUUACAACACAAUGGUAGAUUAUAUUGCAUUGAUAUCUGAUUUCGACACAUGGGAACAACGUUCUGGAAAAUUUGCCUUUUGUCAAUAUCCGUUUUUAAUAAGUAUGGGUGGUAAAAUGCAGAUAAUGGAAUUUGACGCGAAGAGGCAAAUGGAUGGUAAAGCACAGGAAGCAUUCUUCACGUUAAUUCUCCAGAAACGAAUUACGCUGCCACAUUUGGUGUUAAGAAUCCGAAGAGAUUAUUUGAUUGAAGAUUCAUUGACUCAAAUCGCAGCAAAUGAAAUGGACCUCAAAAAGUCAUUAAGAAUAGAAUUCGUUGGUGAAGAUGGGGUAGAUGCUGGUGGCCUUCGAAAGGAAUGGUUCCUAUUAUUAGUGAGGCAUUUAUUUGAUCCACAAUUUGGUAUGUUUACAUGGGACGAAGAUUCAAAGUUGUGUUGGUUCAAUCCAGCAAGCUUUGAAACCAGCGACCAAUACUACUUGGUAGGAGUAAUCAUAGGACUCGCAAUUUAUAACUCUACUAUAUUGGAUGUACAUUUUCCCUUGGCAUGCUAUAAAAAGUUGUUUGGGAUUCCGGUUACGUUGGAAGAUUUGAAAGUCCUCCGUCCGGCGUUCGCACGGGGAUUGGAACAACUUCUUACGUUUGAGGGUGAUGUGGAAUCAACUUUUUGCCGAGAUUUUGUUGGAGAAUAUGUCGUAUUCGAUGAAGUGAAACGGGUUCCGCUGUUACCCAAUGGACAAAAUAAACCGGUCACAAAUGAAAACAGGGAUGAAUAUGUUAGAAGAUACGUCAAUUUUAUAUUGAAUGAAUCAGUAACAAAACAGUUUGAUCCAUUCAAACGUGGGUUUAAUCAUGUUUGCGGUGGAAACGCAUUAUCGCUUUUCCAACCAGAAGAAAUUGAACUACUGGUUCGAGGCAGUGCAGAACCUCUUGAAAUUGAACAACUUCGUGCAGUUACUAUAUAUGAAGGUUUUCGAGAGGAUGAGAAAUUUAUCCAGAAUUUCUGGUCAAUCUUCAAACUUAUGAAUCCUAUGAUGCAGCGUAAAUUACUUACGUUUGUGACAGGAACAGACAGGAUUCCCGCAACUGGAUGCGCAAAUUUGUCAUUUAAAAUCUCUUGCAUUGGGGACGAUUGUGAAAGAUUCCCAAUCGCACAUACGUGUUUCAACCAAUUAUGCCUGUAUCGCUACAGCUCUAAAAAGAAGUUGGAAGAGAAAUUAAAGAGAUCUAUAAUGGAAAGCGAAGGUUUCGGAUUGAAAUAA
Molecule: messenger RNA, 2217 nt
Organism: Acaulospora morrowiae
Lineage: Eukaryota; Fungi; Glomeromycota; Glomeromycetes; Diversisporales; Acaulosporaceae
Source: the annotation of a GenBank genome assembly